CCCCUCCUCUUCCACUCGUUAAUCCAAAAAAAAAAUCCAAAAUACAAAACAUGGGGAGGUCUCCAUGCUGCGAGAAAGCUCACACGAACAAAGGAGCUUGGACUAAAGAGGAGGAUCAGAGACUGAUAGCUUACAUCAAGGCUCACGGCGAAGGGUGCUGGAGAUCUCUCCCUAAAGCUGCAGGCUUGCUUCGAUGUGGAAAGAGUUGUCGUCUACGAUGGAUAAACUAUCUCCGACCUGAUCUCAAGCGAGGCAAUUUUACGGAGGAAGAGGACGAGCUCAUCAUCAAACUCCACGGUUUGCUCGGGAACAAAUGGUCACUUAUCGCGGGCAGAUUACCCGGACGAACAGAUAACGAGAUCAAGAACUACUGGAACACGCACAUCAAGCGCAAGCUCCUAAACCGCGGUCUGGAUCCUCAGACCCACAGACCGCUAAAUGGGCCUCUCCCCUUUCCGGCCGCGCCACAAAAACAAGAGGUCCCGGUCGUAGCACAAGGAAACAUCGCCAAGGCCUUCGGACUCAACCUCGAUUUAUCCAUUAGCCUGCCGUACGACGAUCACCAGUACUCUCCGAAACCGUCCCAAUCUUCAAAAACAUUAGCAACCACGGCGGCAGAAUUGUUAGCAACGAAAACAACCACGGAAGCAACGAACUACAGCCACGCCAUCUGCUUCUGCUACAACCUAGGGUUUCAGAACAGCGAGGCCUGCAACUGCCAGCGCAUCCAGAACCCAAAUCUGUUUAGAUACUACAGGCCGGUAGAGGAUGGUUUCAAUGCUUAGAUUUUGGUUAGGCUUGUACUGUACCUGCUGAGAUUUGGAAAAGAGGAAGGAAAAAAAAAAUUAAAAAAAGGAGGGAGGAGGAAAGUAAAAGAGGUAACAUAUAUUCUUGAAGUUUUAAGUUUCACAUGGGGGGGGUUGGUGGCGUUUGCAUGUUUAUUUAUGUCUGCACUCUGUACAUUUUGUUCUGGCGCUGAAAAGGCAUGGCAAAGUUGGAUAA
Molecule: messenger RNA, 1002 nt
Organism: Asparagus officinalis (garden asparagus)
Lineage: Eukaryota; Viridiplantae; Streptophyta; Magnoliopsida; Asparagales; Asparagaceae
Product: myb-related protein 308-like
Source: RefSeq, a predicted model, not a curated record